Molecule: messenger RNA, 729 nt
Organism: Didymodactylos carnosus
Lineage: Eukaryota; Metazoa; Rotifera; Eurotatoria; Philodinida; Philodinidae
Source: the annotation of a GenBank genome assembly
AUGAGGAGUCAACGACAACGGAGUUGUCCUCGUUGUUUUUCUGCACAUAUUAUGGAUUUAUUGCGGCAAGCUUCAUCAAAAGAUAUGACUAUGGGAGAUUAUAUUGACUAUGAACAGAAAUUAAGCGAAGAACGAAACAGACAAACUGAAUUGGAUGAUGAUCUAACGGCACAUGCCUUACAACUGUCUCUUGACGAUCAACAAGAUGCUGAACAACGCUUAUUGUUACGUUUCGAUGCAGAAAGUAAUAACCAACAAUAUCCAUCAAAUGAUGUCACUAAUGUUGUUGAAGAACAAAAAGAACAAGAAGGCAAAAAACAACACGAUGAAUUCGAUCUCGAAUUAUGGAAUAUCCAAACGUAUGAGCCACCAAACAAUAUCAACCAACAGCAAGUCCCAUCAAAUGAUACCACUGUCGUCGAACAAAAUUUAAUAAAGGAACAAAAUAAACACGUUCAAUCAAAUGAUGAUGAUGAGCUAUUGGCUAGAGCUUUACAUUUAUGCCCCGAACAACAACAUGAUGAUGAUGAGCUAUUGGCUAGAGCUUUACAUUUAUGCCCCGAACAACAACAUGAUGAUGAUGAGCUAUUGGCUAGAGCUUUACAUUUAUGCCCCGAACAACAACAUGAUGAUGAUGAGCUAUUGGCUAGAGCUUUACAUUUAUGCCCCGAACAACAACAUGAUGAUCAUUUAUUAGCUUUUGCAUUACAGGCCAUAGAAAAUGAAUAA